UUGGUGACAAGGUGAUGGUGCUGGCCAGGGCGGGGCUCUGGCAGGAAGUCAUCACUGUCCCAGCCAAUCAGACUUACCUGAUGCCCGACGGAAUGAGCUUCGAGGAAGCGGCCGCCUUCCUGGUCAACUACAUCACGGCGUACAUGAUCCUCUUUGACUUCGGGAACCUGAGACCCAACCAGAGCAUCCUCGUCCACAUGGCUGCCGGGGGGGUGGGAACGGCCGCCAUCCAGCUCUGCAAGACGGUGGAAAACGUCACCAUCUUUGGCACGGCUUCCGCCUCCAAGCAUGACGCCCUCAGGGAAAGCGGAGUCACUCACCCCAUUGACUACCGGACGAUGGAUUACGUGGAGGAAGUCCGGAAGAUCUCCCCGAAAGGUGUUGAUAUUGUCUUGGACCCCCUGGGAGGAUCGGACACUUCCAAAGCCUUCCACCUCCUGAAGCCGAUGGGCAAACUCAUAACCUAUGGGGUGGCAAACCUGCUCACCGGGCAGAAGAAGAACCUGAUGGCCAUGGCGAAGACGUGGUGGAACCAGUUCAGCAUCAAUGCCCUGCAGCUCCUGCACCUCAACAAGGCCGUGUGCGGCUACCACCUGGGCUACCUGGACGAGGAGCUGGAGCUCGUCGGGGGCGUCGUGGCCAAGUUGCUGAGCCUGUACAGCCAGGGCAAAAUCAAGCCCAAAAUAGACUCCGUGUGGCCCUUUGAGCAGGUGGCCGAUGCCAUGAGGCAGAUGCAAGAAAAGAAGAACGUUGGGAAAGUCAUCUUAGUUCCUGAGCUGCCGAAGGAAGAGCCCAAAAAAGAGGAAAACUAAAGCGAGGAGACGUGUCUGCAGGUGGUGAAUUUGUGGUUUAACGCCUAACCCUUUUGGGAGCUGGGAAUGGGCGGAUCGCUGCCCUCUUCCCCGUUAAGGGAACGAUACAAUUUUUUUUUUACAAGCCAGUUGUAGGCGUGUGAGCACGGGGGGUUGUGAAUCACGUGCACCCGCCACGACCAGCCUCUCUCCAGGUGUGACUGCAUAACCCUAAGCCCCAAGCCUCCUACUCUAGCCCUGCUUUUCUCACCUGCCACUUCCGGUUGUUAUGUUUCCAUUGCCAAAUUCCUACCCGAGUUCUCUCUGGCAAUGCCUCUCUGGCCUCCGAGCUGGCAGUGAUUAAUGGCUGUGUAGUGCGUUGCUGCAAAGCGUAAACGCAGAUUGUUAUAGCAACCAUUGACUGUCUCCAUAGAAACGGAGGCCUUGUGGCAGUCUGAAGCUGCACGUUCACGAGACGGAUGUGCCAAGCCAGAGAUGCUUGUCAAUGAAAUUGCUGUAGGAAAAUAGCAUCGACCCCUGCAUUGUUCUAGUGCCGGUUAUUUCUCUGACUUCGCUGCUCUGUCGUGACACUUUCCUUCUUCCUCUCCCUCCUCUUCCUCUCCCCCUGUCAUCUUCGAUGCGUCUUUUUCAUUUGCUUGUUCCUUCUCUGUGCAACCUGAGGAGUUAGGCUGGUGCCCUAUGAAUACUAAAGAGAAAUUUCAAUUCAACAGUUUGCUCUCGUCCAUUUUCUGCUCCCAAACCGGUCAGGAAAGUCUAAACCAAUUCGGUGGUCAGGGAUGGGUUUGGCGACCGACAGGACUCGGCUGUGUCUCCCAAACGAGUGACCCAUUUGUGUUGGCUCUGUGUGCUUUGUUAACGUUGGGCUCUGAAUGUCCAUCCGGCUAAACUCCCCCGCCCCCACCCCACCCCGUGUUUGUUACCAAGGGCUGCCCAUGUGGAACCGGGUCUGCGAGGCUGGGACCAUGCCAGCCUCGCGGUCGGCCGUGGCUUCUGUGCUUGCGUGCGCUGGGAAAGGGGCUACUGCCAGGCUCAGGAAGGUCUGGGCUGGCGUCCGCCCUUUGGAGAAGCCAGCGUGUGACUCGGAGUGAGGCGCGCGUUGUAGAAAUCAAACGUCUGGGCUCAGAUCCGUCAAACCCUGCUGGUGGGUGGAUCUCACCUGGUUAGCUCCCGGCUUUUGUUUUGCACUUUCCACUCCAGUUUUAAUUGGCUUUUCAGAUUGUCCACUAGUCCCC
Messenger RNA from Pelodiscus sinensis (Chinese soft-shelled turtle), 2044 nucleotides. The record is from RefSeq and is a predicted model, not a curated record. Lineage: Eukaryota; Metazoa; Chordata; Testudines; Trionychidae.